AUGAACACAUCUUUUCUAAUACAGCGUCUUAGGGUUGGCACCGAGCUCAUCAUUCGUCUCAAGUGGGGCCAGACAGAGUACAAGGGCAAGCUGGAAAGCAUCGAUUCGUACAUGAAUGUCCUCCUGAGGGAUACGGAGGAGUUCAUCGAUGGAAAGAACACGGGUACACUUGGUCUUGUGCUGAUUCGGUGUAACAACAUUCUCUGGAUGGGAUCGGCAGACAGCGUUGAGAUGACGGAUUUGGGACUGCGAUAG
Messenger RNA from Aspergillus fischeri NRRL 181, 255 nucleotides. RefSeq names its product small nuclear ribonucleoprotein F. Lineage: Eukaryota; Fungi; Ascomycota; Eurotiomycetes; Eurotiales; Aspergillaceae. Gene Ontology annotation, cellular component: U1 snRNP; catalytic step 2 spliceosome. The transcript is spliced from 2 exons. The record is from RefSeq and is a predicted model, not a curated record. Bases 1 to 255 code for a protein of 84 amino acids. Gene Ontology annotation, biological process: mRNA splicing, via spliceosome; spliceosomal snRNP assembly. Gene Ontology annotation, molecular function: RNA binding.